UUUAGCAUGAUCUUGCUCACAUAUACAAUGCUGCUGCUAACAGCCAACGCGGCAUGCCUGCUGUCAUGAAAAUAAAAAUAAAUCGAAAGUUUAAUUUCUAAUUAUGGAACGGCCAACACAUCAUAUUAACCUCUCGCUCUGUUGUAUUUUUGUUUUUUAUUAUUAAGAUGAUCGUUUUGAAUUUUUGCACUGGUAUUAAUAAAUAAAAUAAUCCGGUCAGCUCCCCUGUCGUCCCCGCAUCUCAGAUCGUCAAAUGCUGACGAGAAAUAAUUGUUUGCUUUAUGAUUUCGCCUUUCUACUCUCAUUAGUCUGUUAAGAAAAAUGUAGACAUAUUGCGACAUCUCCCGUGUCCGCGCGCUUUGUUUUUGGGGCGCUUGAGUAGCACAUGAUGGACGGAUUGACAUAAUUUGUCAAACCAACCGACACCCUCUGACACGGGGAAAAAAAAAAAAAAAAAAACACUCGGAAAAAAUUGACAUGUAUAUACAGUUUCAUUGCAAAUCAGUAUUAUGGUGAUCAUACUAAAUAUUAUUUUUUUUCUGUGCACAUAUGAGGUACAUAUCGCUGCCAUGAAGCCUCCAUAUAGUGACAGUUCUCUGCCCGCUUCACUGCCGUCACGCGACCGCAGCUCAGGUUUUGCUUGCCUCGUAGCUACGCGUGUUUUAAAUUACUGUAAAUUUGAUAGUAUAUCGUCAUAGGCACAGUCCCGAGUCUGUUGAGAAAAGUAGAACACUAAACCAUGCUCGCUAGAUUUGUGUGGUGUUUUUGUCUUUUUGAGCAGCAUUUGAUAGGCUCCACGUUAACAAAUAUGUGACAAAGUCGUUUCCUUUCAUUUUAUGACUCGUUCACCGCAUAGUCAUUACUGGAAAGUCAAGUUAGCAGCAAGCUAGGUCAGGAACCGGAGGACCGAAUCACUGAACGGGAAGUGACAAAACUCAGUCUUUCCCCCCUGCCUGCACGCUGGCUGCUUAUUGGCCACACGUGGAAAUGAGUGACAUACGCCAUGAUUCUGUUUCCGCUCCCUCCCCUGCCCGCGAUGAGGCUGGCGUCUGAUUGGUCGUGUGCGAUGUCAGAAGACGCUGCCGCUUGCUCAACGCCCUCCCACGCAGCGAACAAGCGCCACCAACUUCAUAGAACGAAUCAGUGCAGAUGGUGAUUAGUUCGGUCUCGUUCACCCAAACAAUUCGUUCAAAAAGAACGAAUCGUUCGCGACCGAUACAACACUAGUGCCGAACCGAGCCACUCUUCUUGACAAAGGCAAAACAUCUCCGUCCGUGUCACUUUGGCUUGACAGCAGUAUGAAGCCUCGACACGUCCAGCAAUUUCAAAAUCAUACAGUCAAUCUUUUUGUUCGUCGUUUCGGCACAAGUUGAAGCCAAGCGUCUUGGCCUCGCUCAUAGUAGCCUAGCUUGGUUUGUUAGCAGCCAGUGUCUGAGAUAACUCGGCACCGAAAGCAGGGAUCGAGUGUGAGCCUAAUCUGGUGUCCCGGUACCGUGGGAAUGCGUAGAAAGACAAAAUCAGUAAAGUACGAGGAGGAUUUCUGUGGCUCAAAUGACGGCAACGAGCGACAACAGCAACCCAGUAUUCUUUACAGAGAUGUCACCAAAGGUGUUCAUCUUAAGGGACAGUCCUUUCCCAUUAAAGCUGAAAUGGAAGAUGAAAAAGUCUUUCACAUUAAAGAUGAAGAGGAGUCGCACUGUCAUUUCAUUAAAAAAGAGGCAGUUGAAGAACACCCCUACGUUAAAGUGGAGAAGGACCACUUCCUUACCAAUGACGGAGAAAAACCUCCCUAUUUCAAAGAGGAAGAGGAGCGCAUCAAUACAUUUCCAUUAAUUCCGGUGCCUAUUACAAGUGAUCAAGACAGAGGGGCAGCAAGCUACAGCAGCUCAAGUACACAUAUGACAACAGAAGGUUGUGGAUCCCAAGAAGACAAAGCUCCACUAUCAGAUAACAACGACACGUCAUACUCUCCAAAUACCGAUGACGAUAGACUUCCUGAAGUUCAAAAGGCAGGUCAGAAUGACGACAAACAAUGGAAAUGUGUUCAGUGUGGGAAAACAUUUACUUACAAUUACCUUUUGAAAAGGCAUGUGAUGAGCCACACUGGAGAGAAACCUUUUGCCUGCUCAGUUUGUGAGCAAAGAUUUUCCCAGAAGGAUCGCCUAAAAAUACACAUGAGAAAACACACUGGAGAGAAACCCGGCUCAGUUUUGGGUCAAAAAUUCUCUCAGGAGGGAGCCUUAAUACAUCACGAUAAAAAAAACCCUGAGGAUAAACCUUUUUCUUGCUCAGUUUGCAAUCAAAGAUUUUCUCAGAGGAGUUCCUUAAAAAUACAUGCAAGAAAACAUACUGGGGAGAAACCAUUUGCCUGCUUGGUUUGUGGUAAAAGAUUCGCUCAGAGGAGUUCCUUAAAAAUACACACAAGAAUGCACACUGGAGAGAAACCUUUCGCCUGCUCAGUCUGCGGCCACAAGUUCUACAGAAAAGGACAUGCGACAAGGCACAUACGAACGCACACUCAGGAAAAACCUUUUUCUUGCGCCGUUUGUGGUCAAAGCUUCUAUGAAAAGGGACUCUUAGCAACGCACACAAGAAUACACACGGGUGAGAAACCCUUUUCUUGCUCCGUUUGUGAUCAAAGAUUCUCCGAGAAGGGACACCUCACAACACACACGAGAACACACACUGGAGAGAAACCGUUUGCCUGCUCGGUUUGUGGUCAAAGAUUCUCUAAAAAAGGGAAUUUAAAAACACACACAAGAACACACACUGGUGAGAAACCCUUUUCCUGCUUAGCAUGUGGACAGAGGUUCUCUCAGAAGCAUCAAGUGAAGAGACACAAAUGUGUUUGUGAAAAUGGCACUGAAGUUUGCUGCUGACAUGGAGAAAAGGUCUGUGGUCCGAUGAAACACAAAUUGAGCUAUUUGGCCACAAACUGAGUAAUAUGUUUGAAGGAAAAAUUAUUUGAACCCGAGAACACCAUGCUUGGUAUCGAGUUUGGCGAUGGUAAUAUUUUGCUAUGGAGCUGUUUUUCCACCAAUGGAACUGAUGCGUUACAGUAAGUAAAUGGGAGAACGAAAAUGGAGGAUAACCUUCAAAUUCUUUAACAUGUACAGUUAUUGCAGUAAGGCUUAUUAAUUUAUGUAUGUCCAAAUACCUUCACCUUGAAAAGUCGUUGGGGUCCAACAAAAGGCCAUCUUUCCUGGUUUUUCAGAACCCAUCCUGAUUUAAAAACCAAGGCAUACAACCUGAAGAACUUUUGUGUUAUCUUUAUAUCUGAAAGCCAAAUAUCUUGUGUGUACAACAAUAACAAAGAAACUCGCUGUUCCAAUACUUUUGGAAGUGACUGUAUAUAAUCAUCAGCCCGAAGGUUGGGUCUUGAGCGCACUUGGGACAGAACAAUGACCCCCAACACACAUCAAAAGUGAUCAGGAUUUAGAAUGGCUUUCCCAAAGCCACAUUGAGAACAUGUGGUCAAUGCUGAAUAAACAAGUCCAUGUCAGAGAACCAACAAAUCUAUAUAACUGAACUGCAACCACUUAUUCUGUUGACACACAUACAGUAGCUUCAUGGAUCCUUUUUGAAACAAAGAAGUGUCUGUUCCUCUUGGAGAAACAUCAGUUGCAGAUAUCAUUGAAAACUCAAGAGCCAUGCCUUUUUUAUGCUUUUUGCAAGUCUUUUUUAAAUCCACAACUGUAACUAAAGUGGUCUUUCUAAUACUAUUCCAAUUGAGAACGUUUUCUAAAGAAAUUGCUACUGCUAGGUGAUGUAUGUAGCAUUGUGCAUUAGACACCUGACUUUCAAUGGCGUGCUGCACGCAACACGUCACUUUUGCUCAUUAAUAUUCAUGAUGUUAGCAAUCGUUGCUCGGCGGGUCAACCUUCCAUUUGUCCGAAACACUAAAUGCAUGGAAAUAGUGUACAAACGAGAUGUUUACUGAUCUCAGGCCCGGAUCUAGAUUUACACACCAGAGUGGGCACUUAGAAAUCUUGAGGGGGCACCCCCAAUGCAGGCUUUUUUACCCUCUGCAUUUUCCCGGGCUUGGGACCGGCGCAAGUAGGACACUGGCUUUUGUCCCGUUGAGGCUGCAUUAAUUUUUGGGGGGUUUAUUUGUUUUUUUUUGUUUUUUUUCAUCCAUCUAUCGACUUAUUUUUGCAGUCGGCGUGAUGUCACGAUGACGUCAUCUCGCAUAGCAACGUGUCGCCGUUUUGAGAUGGGGGCACGCACAGGUAAACAUCCGUAGACAAACCUUGUCUGAAAUUCAUAUAUUUCAGCUGUGUUUUGCGUCUUUUUUUCAUACAAACGUCUUAAACAUGACUUAUUAACAUCACGAGUCACUGCUGACAGACACGAGGAGGCGAUACAAAUUAAAAUUAGCGUGUAUUGGCCUGCAAACCUGCUCAUACAAAGUCGCAGCUGAUAGCUGGAUAAACAAUCCAAAGGAAUUGGCUGCAGUGGAGUUCGGAAACAUCUACAACUACCUCAUAAAGUCACCCAGUAAGUUGACCUUUAUCAAUGACGUGGAAUAUGUACUGUGUGGAACUAAGAAAACUGGUGGUAUAUACGGAGUGAUUAUUUCUGCCGUAACCGGUAAUUCGCCUCCAAGCGUUAUUUAAGCGUGAACACGUCACAGCAAAAUAACCAAUUCCCACCUGGCCAAUAAUAUACCGAUUGACCAAUCAGAGCAGUGCACCGCUAAAGAAAAAUAACACUUUGCAAGUUUUCGGUUGUGCUAAUAAUAACCACUGCCUAGUCUAUUGAAUCCUAGCAGCUAA
Messenger RNA from Corythoichthys intestinalis (scribbled pipefish), 4775 nucleotides. Its product is annotated as gastrula zinc finger protein XlCGF57.1-like. Gene Ontology annotation, molecular function: RNA polymerase II cis-regulatory region sequence-specific DNA binding; DNA-binding transcription repressor activity, RNA polymerase II-specific. Gene Ontology annotation, cellular component: nucleoplasm. The transcript has 2 exons. Bases 1500 to 2879 code for a protein of 459 amino acids. The record is from RefSeq and is a predicted model, not a curated record. NCBI's taxonomy places the organism in Eukaryota, Metazoa, Chordata, Actinopteri, Syngnathiformes, Syngnathidae. Gene Ontology annotation, biological process: regulation of transcription by RNA polymerase II.